This is a messenger RNA of Charadrius vociferus (killdeer), 216 nucleotides long. RefSeq names its product chromosome unknown open reading frame, human C10orf53. NCBI's taxonomy places the organism in Eukaryota, Metazoa, Chordata, Aves, Charadriiformes, Charadriidae. The record is from RefSeq and is a predicted model, not a curated record. Bases 1 to 216 code for a protein of 71 amino acids. The transcript has 3 exons.
AUGCACCUAAUUCAUCUAAGCAAAUAUGUGGCUGUCCUGCAGGCAGAUGGACAUCAGCUUAUUCUGGAAGACAUACCAGACUGGAACGCUGUAGAGCUGGUGGGCAAUGGCAAGACUGUAUCUCACUGCAACAUCAAUGACCUGGAUAUUGGAGGUUAUGGCAAGUUGCAUCCACUUUGUGGAGAAGCCAGAAAAGCAGUGUUAAAUGCUUACUGA